This is a messenger RNA of Acytostelium subglobosum LB1, 363 nucleotides long. RefSeq lists its product as hypothetical. Lineage: Eukaryota; Evosea; Eumycetozoa; Acytosteliales; Acytosteliaceae. The coding region runs from base 1 to 363 and encodes 120 amino acids. The record is from RefSeq and is a predicted model, not a curated record. The transcript has a single exon.
AUGCUGGCGUGGUGGGAGGAGGGUGUGGAGGGUGAGGGCGUUGCAAUGGAUGAGUGUUUCGACGACAGCAUCAGGUCGGUCUCAAGGAGCAGCUUGGGCAGAUCCUUGUUGGUAUGGUUGAUUCCCUGUUGGCUUGGCGUUGUGCUCAUUGAGGGAGGCAACGAAUGUGUCUUGCUCUGUGUGGAUGUUGUCGUCGUUGAGGCUAAAGGCAGUAGUGAUGCAUUGCUCAAUGAAGGUGAUGAUUGUGACGUCGUCGUCGUACUUGUCGUUGUAGUUGAUGAUGAUGAUGUAGGUAUGCUCGAUGCGGAUGCAGACGUGGCUGCUGUGGAUGUACUUGAUGAUGAAGUGUCCUUGGCUGAUUGA